AGUAAAUCUUUGCUGGAUUAUAAAGUCUCUGCUUGUUUUCCAAUGCUCUGUAGUGACAAUCAGUGGUAGUUUGGGCUUGGAAGAAAGGAACGCCGGUUUUAUCAAAUUUUCCUCCUCAACACAGCAGAAAUCUCAGCGCAGUCUGUAACUCAUCUCAUAAACAUGUCGACCAAAUUAUUGGUUUAUUUAUUACUCCUGUCAUCCCCCCACGUGUGCUCCCAGACAAUCGAAUACGAGGAGGAAUACGAGGACGUUACUGUAAACCAGAUGCUGGCGCCCAAAACUCAGGAGACAGACGCAACACAAAUAUUGAAUAAUUUACUGAAGGAAUACGACAAGAAACUUCGACCAGAUAUCGGAAUUAAACCAACAGUCAUAGACGUCGACAUAUAUGUGAACAGCAUCGGACCCGUCUCAUCAAUUAAUAUGGAAUACCAAAUUGACAUCAUCUUUGCUCAAACGUGGACUGACAGCCGCCUUAGAUACAACAGCACUAUGAAAAUAUUGACUCUGAACAGCAAUAUGGUGGGACUUAUUUGGCUUCCUGACACCAUUUUUAGAAACUCCAAAAACGCAGACUCUCACUGGAUUACAACACCCAAUCAGCUGCUCCGAAUAUGGAACGAUGGGAAGAUACUGUACACACUAAGACUUACCAUCAAUGCUGAGUGUCAGCUGCAGCUACAUAACUUUCCAAUGGAUGAACACUCCUGUCCCCUUAUCUUCUCCAGCUAUGGGUACCCCAGAGAUGAGAUGAUUUACAAAUGGAGGAAGAACUCAGUGGAAGCUUCGGACCAAAAAUCCUGGAGACUAUACCAGUUUGAUUUCAUGGGGUUGCGAAACACCACAGAUGUAGUGAAAACAACAGCAGGUGACUACAUGGUGAUGACAGUAUACUUUGACCUCAGCAGAAGAAUGGGCUACUUCACCAUUCAGACCUACAUCCCCUGCAUCCUCACAGUGGUCCUGUCAUGGGUGUCCUUCUGGAUUAAAAAAGAUGCUACUCCGGCCAGGACAGCACUAGGGAUAACAACAGUGUUGACUAUGACUACACUCAGCACAGUGGCCAGGACGUCUCUGCCCCGGGUGUCCUACGUCACUGCCAUGGACCUCUUUGUCACCGUGUGCUUUUUGUUCGUCUUUGCAGCUUUGAUGGAGUAUGCCACCCUCAAUUAUUAUUCUUACAGCGUACGCAAGCCGAACUACGCCAAGGCAAGAAGAUCGAACUACUCAGUGCUCGACGUGGGACCACCCCCUACAGUCAUUACGUUGAACAAUUCCAUGUACUGGCAGGAGUUUGAGGAGGCCUGUGUCUACGAGUGCCUGGAUGGGAAAGACUGUCAGAGCUUCUUCUGCUGCUAUGAGGAGUGCAAGGGCGGAGCAUGGCGAAAAGGACGGGUUCACAUAGACAUUUUGGAACUGGAUGCUUACUCUCGUGUCUUCUUCCCCACAUCCUUUCUCCUGUUCAACGUUGUCUACUGGGUAGGCUAUCUCUACCUUUAAGAGUCUCCCGUGAUGAAGCGGACUCAAUUUUAGGUUUCCUGAACAUGAGGAGAUGACAGUGAAGGAGGAGAGACCUACAGAGCAAAGCUAAA
Molecule: messenger RNA, 1595 nt
Organism: Megalops cyprinoides (Indo-Pacific tarpon)
Lineage: Eukaryota; Metazoa; Chordata; Actinopteri; Elopiformes; Megalopidae
Product: gamma-aminobutyric acid receptor subunit gamma-3-like
Exons: 9
Coding region: 163-1503 (446 amino acids)
Biological process (GO): gamma-aminobutyric acid signaling pathway; monoatomic ion transmembrane transport; nervous system process
Cellular component (GO): postsynapse; neuron projection; dendrite membrane
Molecular function (GO): transmitter-gated monoatomic ion channel activity involved in regulation of postsynaptic membrane potential; inhibitory extracellular ligand-gated monoatomic ion channel activity; benzodiazepine receptor activity
Source: RefSeq, a predicted model, not a curated record